AUGGACAUGACCCACCAACAUACUCCAAAGGAGUCCAGGAUCACGGGUAGCUUGUCUUCAGGAAGAAGCAACACAGAUGUACACACAGUAGCAUCACUUCUUAAACUGUAUCUCCGAGAACUUCCAGAGCCAGUUAUUACUUACGCAAAGUAUGAAGAUUUUUUGUCAUGUGCCAAACUACUCUGCAAGGAAGAGGAAGCAGGUGUUAAGGAAUUAGCAAAGCAGGUGAAGAUUUUACCAGUGGUCAGUUACAACCUCCUCAAGUAUAUUUGCAGGUUCUUGGAUGAAGUACAAUCAUAUUCAGGCAUUAACAAAAUGAGUGCACAGAACUUGGCAACUGUAUUUGGACCUAAUAUUCUGCAUCCUAAAGUGGAAGAUCCUUUGAUCAUCAUGGAAGGUACAGUGGUGGUCCAGCAGUUGAUGUCAGUGAUGAUUAGCAAACAUGAUUGCCUCUUCCCCGAAGAUGCAGAACUGCAAGGCAAGCCCCAAGAUGGAAUGAGCAACAACAACAAUGAAAUUCAGAAGAAAGCCACCAUGGGUCAGUUACAGAACAAGGAGAACAAUAAUACCAAGGAAAGCCCUGGCAGACAGUGCUCUUGGGACAAGUCUGAAUCUCCCCAGAGAAGCAGCAUGGGCAACGGAUCCCCCACAGCUCCAUCAGGCAGCAAAACCAACAGCCCUCGGAACAGUGUUCACAAGCUGGAUGUCUCCAGGAGCCCCCCUCUCAUGGUCAAAAAGAACCCAGCCUUCAACAAGGGCAGUGGGAUAGUCACCAAUGGGUCCUUCAGCAGCAGUAAUACAGAGGGUCUUGAGAAACUGCAGAACCCCAAUGGGAGCUUACAGGCCAGAAGGACCUCUUCUCUGAAGGGGUCUGGUACCAAGAUGGGCACCCACAGCGUGCAGAACGGAACAGUGCGCAUGGGCAUUCUGAACACCGACACGCUCGGGAACCCCAUGAACGGUCGCAGCAUGAGCUGGCUGCCCAACGGCUACGUGACCCUGAGGGAUAACAAGCAGAAAGAGCAAGUGGGAGAGUCAGGCCAGCACAACAGGCUCUCCACCUACGACAACGUCCAUCAACAGUUCUCCAUGAUGAACCUCGAUGACAAGCAGAGUGUCGACAGCGCCACCUGGUCCACUUCCUCCUGUGAAAUCUCCCUCCCUGAGAACUCCAACUCCUGUCACUCCUCCACCACCACCUGCCCAGAGCAAGACUUUUAUGGUGGGAACUUUGAGGACCCUGUUCUGGAUGGGCCCCCUCAGGACGACCUUUCCCACCCUGGGGACUAUGAAAGCAAAAGUGACAGGCGAAGCGCGAGAGGGCGCAGUAGUCGCGCCACGAGCAGCAGCGACAACAGUGAGACGUUUGUUGGGAACACCAGUAACCACAGUGCCCUGCACGGUUUAGUGUCAAGCCUGAAACAGGAAAUGACCAAACAGAAGAUAGAGUAUGAGUCCAGGAUAAAGAGCUUAGAGAAGCGAAACUUGACUUUGGAAACAGAAAUGAUGAGCCUACACGAUGAACUGGAUCAAGAAAGGAAAAAGUUCACGAUGAUAGAAACCAAAAUGCAGACUGCUGAGCAAGCAAAAGAAGAUGCAGAGAAAAGAAAUGACAUGCUACAGAAGGAAAUGGAGCAGUUUUUUUCCACAUUUGGAGAGCUGACAGUGGAACCCAGGAGAACUGAAAGAGGAAACACAAUAUGGAUCCAGUGA
Messenger RNA from Choloepus didactylus (southern two-toed sloth), 1713 nucleotides. RefSeq names its product rho GTPase-activating protein 24-like. Gene Ontology annotation, molecular function: GTPase activator activity. Lineage: Eukaryota; Metazoa; Chordata; Mammalia; Pilosa; Megalonychidae. Gene Ontology annotation, cellular component: focal adhesion. The record is from RefSeq and is a predicted model, not a curated record. Gene Ontology annotation, biological process: negative regulation of ruffle assembly; wound healing, spreading of epidermal cells; signal transduction.